AUGCCUACCUCAUUCCCGAGACAUCUGCUUCUUGCUGUGGUGGCGUUCUACGAUGUCACCGUCGGCGCUUCGGCACUUCAACCUACUCCUCCGAUGGGAUUCAAUAAUUGGUCAGCAUUUAUGUGUGGUCUUAACGAAUCGUUGUUUGUUGAGACGGCCCAGGCCAUGGUGGAAAAAGGCCUACUUGCGGCAGGUUACAACCGACUCAAUCUAGAUGAUUGUUGGAGUAAGGGUAGUCGGGAACCCAACGGAAGUUUGCUAUGGAACACUGAAAAGUUUCCACGUGGUCUUCCAUGGUUGACCAGCUAUCUGAAAAGCUUGGGUUUUAAUUCAGGAAUUUACACUGAUGCUGGAAUCAAUAGUUGUGGCGGAUAUCCGGGAUCGUAUGGUUAUGAGGAGCUUGAUGCUGAAGCUUUUGCCUCUUGGGGCUUUGAUUACCUCAAAGUCGAUGGUUGUAAUAUGCCUGUUGCAACGGAACAAGAGUAUGAGCUUACCUAUGGACACUGGCAUAGCGUGUUAAGCGCCAUGGAGAAUCCUAUCAUUUUUUCAGAGUCCGCUCCGGCAUAUUUUGCAGAGCAGGAUAAUUUAACGGAUUGGUAUACUGUGAUGGGCUGGGUCCCAAAAUACGGACAGCUUGCUCGUCACUCGCGUGAUACCCUGGUUUGGAACUCAACUUCAUAUUGGCCGGACAUUACUGGAUGGGACUCCAUCAUGUUCAACUAUGGACAAGAAGUACGACUGGCACGAUAUCAGAAACCUGGUUACUUCAACGAUCCAGAUUUCCUCAUCGUUGACCACUUUGAUCUAUCACUUAAUGAAAAGAGAUCGCAUUUCGCUAUCUGGGCUUCACUUUCGGCUCCUCUCAUUAUCAGUGCUUAUAUUCCGGCUUUCAGUGCAGAUGAAAUUGCUUAUCUUACGAAUAAAGAUCUAAUAGCUGUCAACCAAGACUCACUGGCAUUACAGGCUACACUUGUUAGCCAAGAUGGUACUUGGGAUGUUUUGACCAGAAGUCUAGCUAAUGAUGAUCGACUUCUUACACUUAUCAAUCGAGGCAAUUCCACGGCCACUUACAAAAUACCAUUUCAGAGGAUUGGUAUCUCGGCCUCAACAGUUAAAGUUAAGGACUUAUGGACAGGAAAAACAUUAUCCACGUCUAAAUUAAUCACAGCUUCUAAUGUGCCUUCUCAUGGUACUGCAGUAUAUCGGAUUUCUUCUGGAUAUGGGGACAUAGACGUCAUACCCACGGGUAUGAUUUUCAACACAGCUUCACUAAAUAUCCUCACCUACUCUAGUCAGGGCCUAUCAUGGGCAGUUUCUGUCGGCUCAGAUAACCAAAUAUGGCAAACGAUUGUAGAUGAUACUGUCAGAGGGAUAUUUGAUACUUCUAAGUGUCUAACGGAUCUUGGGGGUGGAAAGGUAUCACUGACUGCAUGUUCUGGGAGCAACACCCAAAAAUGGGAGUACUACGUUACUGGCAAUCUCAUUAGCCGUAGUACUGGUGCAUGUUUGGCUGAGACUACCCAUGGAGAUGUUAUAACAGCUCAGUGUCAGUCUGAAAGUAACAGUCAAGUGUUCGGCCUACCCAGCGGGAUCAAUGUUAUUGGCCAAUGA
This is a messenger RNA of Sclerotinia sclerotiorum 1980 UF-70, 1611 nucleotides long. RefSeq lists its product as hypothetical. Gene Ontology annotation, biological process: carbohydrate metabolic process. The coding region runs from base 1 to 1611 and encodes 536 amino acids. Gene Ontology annotation, molecular function: hydrolase activity, hydrolyzing O-glycosyl compounds. The transcript has 2 exons. The record is from RefSeq and is a predicted model, not a curated record. Lineage: Eukaryota; Fungi; Ascomycota; Leotiomycetes; Helotiales; Sclerotiniaceae.